This is a messenger RNA of Xenopus laevis (African clawed frog), 3986 nucleotides long. RefSeq names its product cryptochrome 4 L homeolog (gene cry4.L). NCBI's taxonomy places the organism in Eukaryota, Metazoa, Chordata, Amphibia, Anura, Pipidae. The transcript has 11 exons. Gene Ontology annotation, cellular component: nucleus; cytoplasm. Gene Ontology annotation, biological process: circadian regulation of gene expression; negative regulation of DNA-templated transcription; entrainment of circadian clock by photoperiod. The record is from RefSeq and is a predicted model, not a curated record. The coding region runs from base 216 to 1886 and encodes 556 amino acids. Gene Ontology annotation, molecular function: FAD binding; DNA binding.
GAAGGAUUAUCACAGGGGAGGGGUGUGGGAAGGACGCUCCUCCCAUGGUGUCCACUCUGCUCAGGGGGAGGGUUUAGAAUUCCUCCAUGCUCAGAGGCACAUUGCUUGCAUUAUAGCUAUAGGUUGUGACUUCCUUCUUGGCAAUGGCGGACGGCUACUUUUGAGGUGGGACUUUAUGUUUAGUGAGAGACUUGAGAUUCAGAAGCUGUUCCACCAUGCCUCAUCGGACAAUACACAUUUUUCGCAAAGGCCUUCGACUUCAUGAUAACCCAACAUUGGUAGCAGCACUUGAGACAUCAGAUAUCAUAUAUCCAGUAUACAUCCUUGAUAAAAAUUUUAUGACUUCAUCCUCUGUUAUUGGAUCCAAACGCUGGAAUUUCCUCUUACAGUCCAUUGAAGACUUGCAUUGUAACCUUCAGAAAUUAAACUCCUGCCUUUUUGUUAUCCAAGGAGAUUAUCAAAGUGUUUUGCGUGAACAUGUUCAGAAGUGGCAUAUUACACAGGUCACAUUUGACCUUGAGAUUGAACCUUAUUAUAAGGGAAUGGAUGAAAGAAUUAGAGCAAUGGGCCAAGAGCUGGGAUUCGAUGUUGUCUCAAAGGUUGCACACACACUGUAUGAUGUUAAAAGUAUUUUAGCACUGAAUUAUGGGAAACCUCCCUUAACAUACAAAAACUUUCUACGUGUACUGUCUGUACUUGGAGAUCCUGAUAAACCUGCUCGACAAAUAACUUUAGAAGAUUUCAUAAAGUGCACAACCCCUACUGAGUUUGCAGCCGAAGAAUACUACAGAAUUCCCAAACCAGAAGAUCUGGGUAUAUGUAGAGACUGUGCACCUAACUGGAAAGGUGGAGAAUCUGAAGCGCUCUGUAGACUGGAACAGCACCUGGAAAAGCAGGGUUGGGUUGCUAACUUUCAAAAGCCACAAACCGUUCCGAAUUCUCUUCUGCCAAGCACAACCGGUUUAAGUCCCUACUUCAGUUUUGGAUGUUUAUCCGCCAGAGUGUUUUAUCACAGAUUGUCCAACAUUUAUGCCCAGUCGAAAAAUCACUCGCUUCCGCCAGUGUCUCUUCAAGGACAACUGCUCUGGAGAGAAUUCUUCUAUACUGCUGCAUCUUCUACUCCAAACUUCACUCAUAUGGUAGGAAAUCCGAUCUGCCUUCAGAUAGAAUGGUAUAAAAAUGAGGAGCAACUGCAGAAGUGGAGAGAAGGUAAAACUGGAUUUCCAUGGAUUGAUGCAAUCAUGGCUCAGCUACAUGAAGAGGGUUGGAUCCACCAUUUAGCACGUCAUGCAGUGGCAUGUUUUCUUACUCGUGGGGAUCUUUGGAUCAGUUGGGAAGAAGGAAUGAAGGUGUUUGAGGAGUUGCUUCUAGAUGCAGACUAUAGUAUAAAUGCAGGGAACUGGAUGUGGCUCUCUGCUAGUGCAUUUUUUCACCACUAUACCAGAAUAUUUUGUCCUGUUCGCUUUGGAAGGCGCACUGAUCCAGAAGGCAACUAUAUUCGGAAAUACUUGCCAGUGUUGAAGAACUUCCCUGCAAAAUAUAUUUAUGCGCCUUGGACAGCCCCAGAAGAGAUCCAGAAGCAAUCGGGAUGCUUGAUUGGAAAAGAUUAUCCUCUUCCUAUGGUGGACCACACAACUGCAAGCGAGCAUAACUUGCAACUAAUGAGACUGGUGCGGGAAGCGCAACAAAAGACUGCUCAACUUACCACAGAUAUUGCAGACGAUCCCAUGGAAUUAAAUCUAAAACACCCUUUUAAAACUGAUAAAGAAAGUGUCUUAGAAAACAAAGUUAAGAGAAGAUGCCUGGAGGAAACGGCAGGCGAAGAUGGGAAUAGACAAAGUGACCUAGUACAGUCUCUGGAUCCUUGUGAAGUGAAAGUGUGCUGAAAUCAGAAGCAUGCUAUCAUAGUUUAAAGCAGUGAAAGGAACUAAGGCCUUUUGAUAUUUUAUUUACAUAUUUAUUAUAACAGAUUUUCUUCCACUUUAUUUUGCUCUAACAGUCCUAAAAUAUAAGAGAGACUUUUCUUAUUCUAUAGAACUGGCAUUUAUCUGUAUUUGCUGUUAUACUUCGAUCUGUGCUGCCAUACUCGAUCUAUGGGCCAAGACCUGGAAAGAGCGUCGGCAGAGCAUCUAGGAGUUAUUAACAGGUGGUUGGUUAGUUUUUCAAUGGAAUUAUAACUUUUCUCUGCAUUUACACAUGCUAUUAUCCAUUAUUGUCAGUUUAUGGUUAUGUUGCCUUAUAUAGACAAUAAAUAGAAUUUCAAAAUAAUUAUUUAUCUGUAGCAGCUAGAGUUGUCACCUUUCCUGGAAAAAAAUACCGGCCUUCCUAUAUAUUUAUCUUUUUUCCCUAUUAAUAACAUUGGGAUCAACCAUCAUUUUUACCGGCCAGGUGGCAACCCUAGUAGCAACUAACCACAAAUGUAGAGCAGCAGGUUUCCUAUCUCUGCACAAGAGCUGAUGGUAGUAGAGAACAGCAAUCCUCACAAACAUGGCCUUUGCUCUUGCCAACCAAAUGUUUAUUUUAAAGUAAAUAAAACGUAUUUUUUUAAUAUAGAGUUGUUCUGUUGUGUUGCUAGUCCUGACAAGUCCAUGUCAGUGAUUUUUUAAAUUUUUUUUUGCUGGAAAUUCAAAAUUUUGGUAAAUAGCCUCAUUAUUGUUUAUGGUGAAUGACCAUUUCAUCUCUUCUUUUUGGUUGAACGAAAGAAAAAAUUUGACUAUUAAAGUCCACUCAAUCAGCUGUGGGAAGCUGUAGUGAUGAAAGCAUUCUUUGCAUGUUGAAUACUAGUGAAAUACCUUUUCUUUCUGCUCUCAGGGAGGUGCAAGUGUGCCUUACAACUCUCUUAGUUUUCUCCUGUUAAAUAGUAUACUAUAGCAGUCUUCUAAAGCAAUAUGAAAUAAUAAAAUGUUGUUUUGGCAUUUAACUGAUUGACACCUAAAACUGGCAUUAAACACUUGCUGCAAAAAAUGCAUCACCACUGCUGCCUUAAGCACAACAGAAAUACUUUUGCACAUGCAAAAGUCAGUAGGACACCUCUUCCAAUCGCAUCUGCCACCAGAUUUGAAAAAAAUAAUCACCCACAAGGGUCUAUAGCAAAUAUGUUCCUGAAUAUCACUAAAUGAGUCUGUGUCCUACACAAUGUUUUUGUUUAGAGAGAGCAACUUUGUUUGCUCUUUAACAACAAGUUUACAGAAUCAAUUCACAGCUAUAUUAAAUAGCGUUUGGCAAUAAUGAAUAGGGAUGCACCGAAUCGACUAUUUUAGAUUCGACCGAAUCCCUGAAUCCAUCUUGGAAGAUUUGGCAGAAUACCGAACCGAAUCCUAAUUUGCACAUGCAAAUUAGAGUCAGGAAAGGAAAAAGUGGAAAAAUUGGUUUACUUCCUUGUUUUGUAACAAAAAGUCACGUGAAAUCCCUCCCUCCCCACAAUUUGCAUAUGCAAAUUAGGAUUCGGAUUCGGUUCGGCCAAGCACAAGGAUUCGGCCGAAUCCGAACCCUGCUGAAAAAGGCAGAAUCCCGAACCGAAUCCUGGAUUCGGUGCAUCCCUAAUAAUGAAUGACUUAAACUGUAAUCUGGUGUUAAGUUGUUCCUACUGCACCACUAAAAUGAGAUGCCUAGUGCUUCCAUGACUCCAAAUAAGCAAUAAAAAUCUAGUUUCAAGCACCUUACUGCAAUGAAUAAUGGAAAGAGUGCAAGAGACAGAGAAUUUCCAAAUAAUGCUUAUAUAUAAAGAUAAAGCAUUUAACAUGGUACAACCACUUUCAGUAAUCUAAGUUAAAUAUUAAUAUUGUUUUGUACAUGGAGCAGCUGUAUGUUGCCCAUACGGAGAUGUGCUGUUUGAUCAAAAUUCUUGUACUUAAUGCUUGGGAAAAACAUAAGCAGCUCUUAUUCUUAUUUCUAAGAAUAUGUAAAUGUGUAUAAGUUGCUUACUAUACAUUGGUUUUUACUGUGUAAAACAAUACAUUUAAAGAAAUAAAGUGUACACAACCCGC